Molecule: messenger RNA, 6702 nt
Organism: Melanotaenia boesemani (Boeseman's rainbowfish)
Lineage: Eukaryota; Metazoa; Chordata; Actinopteri; Atheriniformes; Melanotaeniidae
Product: trinucleotide repeat-containing gene 6A protein-like
Exons: 26
Coding region: 677-6154 (1825 amino acids)
Biological process (GO): positive regulation of nuclear-transcribed mRNA poly(A) tail shortening; miRNA-mediated post-transcriptional gene silencing
Cellular component (GO): nucleoplasm; P-body
Molecular function (GO): nucleic acid binding
Source: RefSeq, a predicted model, not a curated record
ACAUACACACACACACACACGUAGACACAGACUGCUGAGCAGAAGUGAAUGCAGAGAGGAGGGGAAAACAGAGCACAGGCAAGCGAAAGGUUAGCUAGCAGCGAGUGAAGAAAAUGGCGAUCACGCAGGAUGAAUGCCACCCCUCGUAGAUGCUGCAAACGCGUUGAAUUUCUUUAGCCUUACAGUCGGCUUUCCUUUCCACUCUGUUGCACUUUAUACUUCAAUGAGAGAUUCGGAAUUGGAAGCUGUUGCCACCAAAGAAACUGAAGCAUCUUAACAGGGAACGCAGUCCCUGACCAGUGGAUGGAAGAGAGAGAAAGACGGCGAGUGUGACGAGGAAGGAGGAUAAGAAAAUCCAGGACUGGACAAAGGUGCCAGAGCAUACCAAGUCAAGACAGAGUCCUUAAUCUUAACCACAUCCCCCCCUUCCCCCUUCCCUCACAUAACAUACACACACAUAUAGUCCUCAGCAAUGCCAAGGAGGGCUGAUCAGCUUGCUGCCUGCUCUGACAAGCCUUGCCUCCUCACCUCAUACCCCUGAGGGUGUGCUCACUGAGCUUUGACCUUUGACCUCCCCUGUGUCGACCUGGGAACCAAAGGUCACCUGUUCUCCAUUGAAGCCGGGGACGCCCUCCUGCCCAGCCAAGAGCUGCAGCCAUCAGUGGCACUCGGAGGCAUGGCUCCCAUUCGGGACUCCGUCAGCCAUUCCCCUAAUCAAACAGGUCUGGAGCAUCCUGGCUUGGACUCGCAGUAUGAGCCUUCCCCCUGGUCCUCUGGCUCCCCCUGCAGCAGUGACAGCAACAGCAACUGGGGCAAAGUCCUAGUGGACGGAAGCACCGACAAAUCCAAUAAUCCUUGUUCAACCAGCUCCUCUGUCUGGCCUCCCUCCUCCUCUUCAUUUUCUUGCUCCUCGUCGUCAUCAUCUUCUGGCUGUGGUUCAGGAUCAGAUCCUGAGUUGGCAUCAGAAUGCAUGGACGCAGAUUCUAGCUCAUCAGUUGGCUCGGAGAAAAACCUCAGCACUGUUGCCGCAAAUACAGUGAUGAUGAUGUCAGCAAAUGCUUCUUCCUCGGUGUCCUCUACAGCUUCUUCUCCAACCUCCUCUUUGGGAGCUUCUACCAUGAUGGUCGGUGUUACUGUGAAUGGAGACGGCAACAAUCAUCAGGUGAUUGGUGGAGGUCUGGGAGCCAUCAGCGGCGCAAAUAAUGGAAAUAUCCCCGGAUCCUCACACUACUCCAUGGCUGGGUCCAGCAGUAUUGGCAGCAAUAAUAUGAGUAACCACAACAACAAAAUUGUUGGCGGCAGUGGUGUGUGGGGUGCCCAGUCGGGCAGCAACAUGAAUGCCACUGGUGGGAGCAACCCCUGUGUUAAUGGAGGGUUAAACCCAAACACUUUAAACCCAAAUGCCAACCAUGGUGCCUGGCCUCAGAAUCAAAUCCCAAGCCCGGUGUGCCAGGGCCAACGGCCUUCACAGGCUCAGGGGAUGAGCUCCAAACUGGUUAUGGCUCCGCAGCAAGGCCUCUUGCUGGGCUGGGGUGGCAUGGCAGCUCCAGACAACAGCAGUAUGAUGGAAGACGCUGAGGCAAAUAAUGGUACAUCGAGCAGCAAGGUGUUAGGAGGCAGCAACAGUGGAAACAGUGGUCUGCCACCUACCAACCUUAACACUGAAUCCAAUGGACCAAAUAACACUAUCUUGAUGAAUACUACUACUACUACUAACACCACAAUGACCUCUAGUCCACCAAACUCUACCGCCUCACCCCAACUCAGCGGGGAUUGUUCCUGGGGUUCCAUUGGAGGAGGAAACGGGGGUCCGCUGGCCAAUGGAAACCUCUUAUCAGCCCCCCAGCACCCCCAAGGAGAGUUGGGCAGUACUGGGGCCUUCGGUACGCCUUGGGGCGCAGCUACCUACCUUGUAGACAAGGGCCCCCAAAACGCAGACACUGUGAACCCCCAAAUCUCCUCAACUGCUGCUUUCAAGAGUAAUAAUAACCACAAUAACACUGGGGCCCCACGCUGGGACCAGGGGCCCACCAAUAACCUAAACCAGCCUCAGAGCAACUUGUCCUGGGGUGUUGGCUCUAAUCAAAUCCCAGGCUCUGUAGGCCAAACACCAGGAAAUGGAAACCAAACUACUAUUGGCCCUCCAGCAGGGAUACCUUGCACUUGGGGGAGCAGUGCAUCAUCUUCUUCCUCGUCAUCAUCUUCUUCCACAUCUAACAACAAGAUGUCAAAUGGAGACUGGGGAUCGACAACUUCUAGUAACAACCACUCAGAUGCCGGAAGUCAGAAAGAAAGCUCUGCUAACAAUGGCUGGAGAAGCCUUGAGGAUGACGCCAUGGGCAUGGGUGGAGGUGGUGGUGGUGGUGGUGGAAGUCAUGGCUUGGGGAAUGUCACUGGUGGCUGGGGUCGCUCCGGAGGAAGUGAAGGAAGCGGAGAAAGCUCGGGGGGUCGAUCAAGUUCAGACAGGGACAGCAGCCAGUCUAAAGGGGGAAACCGCAGAAAGGGUAACCAAUCUGCAUCAGUAAUAUCAGCUCUGACUCAGGCCGACGUGGACCCAAGGGUUCUGUCCAACACUGGAUGGGGACAGACGCCCAUACGGCAGAAUACUGUGUGGGAUGUCAAUUCCCCUAACAAUCAGCAGCAGGGUCCCAGAGGAGAUGAAAGAAAGCAAAGUAAAGGGGGCUCCAGCUGGAGCACAGCAGCACCGGCAGCUCCCUCCCAGACCUCUGCAGGUUGGGGGGGUGGGCCAAGCAGUUCAGGCCCUGAUAGUGGAGGUUCUGGCUGGGGAGAUCAGAGACAAACAUCUGGAUGGGAUAGUAAAGUCCCUUCUAAUGGAGGAGGUGGACAAAGUGGCUGGGAUGAUGGAUCCAGUUACAAGGGCAGUAACAACAGUAACACGUGGAGCAACAACAUUAAAGAUGACAGGUCCAACACAUGGACUAACACACACAAACUGCAGCAGAGUCGGGGAUCCAGUGGUGGAAAUGGAAGUGAAACCUGGGCUGGUGGUGCUGAUGGUUCCAGAUCAGGGGCCAGCAACCACUGGGGGGAACCUCAGAAAGGUGCAGGCUCAGUGGGCUGGGACAGCGACAGUGACCGGUCCGGCUCUGGGUGUUGGAGCGAGCCAAGUCGAACCAAUACCAGCAGCAGUAACACCUGGGUGGGCAGCGGUGGAUCAAAUACUCCAGACCAGAGCACUCCAAACGCAGGCUCCAACUGGGGGGACUCAGUCCACAAAUCUAACCCGCAGAGUAACAGUCAGAACUGGGGUGAGCCGAUGAAGAACAACCAGGGAUCUCAGAACUGGGGAGGGCCAAACUCGAAACCAUCUAAUGAAUGGGGAAAAGGUCCUGAAUCCAACAUGUCCAGAGGCAAUCAAGGUUCAAACAAACCUACAGGCUGGCUCGGAGGCCCUAUCCCUACUGUAGGUCAGAAGGAAGAAGUGGCCACUGGGUGGGAGGAACCCUCUCCAGAGUCCAUCCGUCGCAGGAUGGAGAUUGAUGAUGGAACUGCAGCUUGGGGAGACCCUGGCAAAUAUGGCAGUGGAGCUGUCAACAUGUGGAACAGGACUAGUCAAUCGGAUCAGGAGACCAUGGGCCCGUUCUCACAGUCCCAAUCACACUCAGUGCACAGCUCGAUGCAGCAUCAAAACGAGGACAAAAGCUGCAGCUCAGGUUGGAGUGAACCCUAUCCCCAGCAGAAGGACUCCUCAUCCUGGGGGGAGCCUACAGCUGGGCCACCUGUAACAGUCGACAAUGGGACAUCUGCGUGGGGGAAGCCAGUGGACAGCAACACUGGCUGGAAUGAACCCAGCAGAGAUAGCACAGAAUCUGGGUCCCGAUGGGGCACCCAGCAUAAAUCUGGUCCCAGCACUAAACCCAUGGAAACCUGGUGUGGCGAAGAUGUGUCCAUGAGCAAUAGCUGGGAUCAGGAAGAGGAGGUUGAGAUCGGUAUGUGGAGCAACAGCCAGCAGGACAACAGGUCACAUGACCAAAACACCUGGAACUACAAGAAUAAAGGCUCCAACAGGAUGAGUAAACCAGUCAAUAAACAAGAUGAACCCUGGAUGAAACCUUUUAUCAACCAGUUCAACAACAUGAACUUCUCUAGAGACUCUCCUGAUGACUCCAUGAAGACUGGAGCAGGGAUGGUGACAGACAAGCGUAUGGAUAUGAGCAGUAUGGGAGACUUCAAUGGAGUCAUGGGGAAGAACCCAGGAUCCCGACAGCAGCUCCACAAGGAGUCUGCCAUGGAUCGCAGUCCUUACUAUGACAAGAAUGUAAACUCAAUGUUGGGUGGCAGCAGCGUAGCACAGGGCCGAGGCGGCCCCCAAUCCCAACCCCCUCCACAGCCCAAUCUUCGUAACCAAGUGCCUCCACCCAUCCUGCCCUCUCAGGUCCCUCCAUCCCUGUUGAAGUACCCAGGAGGAAAUGGAGGUCUGAACCCUCUGUUUGGCCCACAGCAGGUCGCUGUGCUCAACCAGCUCUCCCAGCUCAAUAAGCUGUCACAGCUUAACCAGAUCAACCAGUUACAGCGUCUUCUCCUCCAGCAGCAACAGCAGCAGCAGCAGCAGAAGGCUCAAAACCAGAGGGCCAUGCCUGUGGGUCGUCAGACUGAGCAGACCCGUCCUAUUGGUUCAUCUCCUUCAAUGAUGCAGCCACCACGACACCUGGACCCCUCCCUGCUGAAACAGGUUCCACCACUUAAACCAUACCAGGAGAACUACUUAUCCCAAAAUAACCCUGAGAUGCAGAAGGAUGCUCCCACUCUUGGAUCCUUCAGCAACUUCCCUUUAAGCUUGAACUCUAACCUGAAUGUACCCCUGGACAUGGGCAUUGGUGGUGGAAGUAGUGGUGGUGGAGCUGUGAGCUACAAAGAGCCACCCCAGUCCAGACUGAAGAGUCUUUGGGCUACUGAACCUCUGGAGCAGAACAGCAAAACUGGUGCUAUUUCAUCUGGGCUGCGUCUGGAGGACUCUCCCUUCUAUGACUUCCUGUCUCCUGGCCCAUCUCCUCUGAGUCCUCCCGGCCAAUCAAUGGGCUCAGUGGGCGAUGGUUGGCCGCCCCGUGCCAACUCCCCCCCACCCCAUGGAAACACUGUCACCUGGCCACCAGAGUUCCGGCCCGGGGAGCCCUGGAAAGGUUACCCCAACAUUGACCCUGAGACCGACCCUUAUGUGACCCCUGGCAGUGUCAUCAACAACCUCUCCAUCAACACCGUCCGAGACACAGACCACCUCAGGGACAGGAACAUUGGGCCAUCCUCAUCACUGAACACCACGAUGCCUUCUAACAGUGCCUGGUCAUCCAUUCGUGCCUCCAGCCACAGCGGUUCCCUUACCAGUACAGCACAAAGCACUUCAGCAAGACCCAGUGAGUCAAAGUGGUCUCCUGGCAGCGGUUCUGUGUCCAGUUCAUCCCUAGCCCAUGAGCUUUGGAAGGUCCCCCUGCCUCCCAAGGCACUCCCAGUAGCGGCCCCCUCCAGACCACCACCCGGCCUCACCAGCCAGAAGCCCAGCCCCGCCCCCUCCGGCUGGGAUGGCUCUGCUCUGAGGCUCGGGAGCUGGAGCUCCACCGAGUCCAGAUACACACCUGGCUCCAGUUGGGGUGAAAGCAGCAGCUCAGGAAGAACUCAAUGGCUUGUUCUGAAAAAUCUCACACCUCAGAUUGACGGCUCUACACUGAGGACUUUGUGCAUGCAGCACGGCCCUCUGAUUACAUUCCACCUCAACCUGCCACAUGGUAACGCCGUGGUUUGCUACAGCUCAAAGGACGAGGCUGCCAAGGCCCAGAAGAGCCUGCACAUGUGUGUUUUGGGGAACACUACUAUUCUGGCUGAGUUUGCCAGCGAGGAAGAAAUCAGUCGUUUCUUUGCACAAGGGCAGUCAUUGGCCAGUCCCUCCUCUGGCUGGCAGGCCAUAGGCUCUUCUCAGAGCAGAAUGGAUCAGCCUCAUCCCUUUCCUAGCCGCGCUCCCGAACCGAACCAGUGGAGCAGCAGCGAUCUACACGGCUCCUCCCUCUGGGGCAGGCCCAACUAUUCCAGUAGCCUGUGGGGGAGUCCCAGCGGCACAGAGUCAGGGAGGAUCAGCAGCCCUUCUCCAAUCAGCUCCUUCCUCCCAAUGGAUCACCUGACAGGGGGUGGAGACUCCAUGUGAACCGCCUACCAAUCACGAAGGCUGGAGGAAGGGUCAGUAGAGAAUCACCAAUAAUCAACCGAAGAAAUGGAAAAAAACAUGUAGUUAUUAACGCAAUGGCACUAGUUGGACUCUUUCUCACUUACAAGAUAUUCAACAAAACGGGGUCUCCCCUGUGGAAUACAAGUUACGUUUCUCUCUCUGCACAUAUGUCCACUUUGUUUUCGCCCAAAAACAUAUCAGUCGAAAUACUUGAAUCAUGCAGGCCAAUUCUAUAAUGUGAACGGAUGGAUAUUUGCUUCCAGGUAGUGCUCUUUCAGACCGAAAAAAGCUUCAGUUGAGCUCAUUAUUAUUAUUAUUAUCAUUAUAUAUUUUUUGUUUUCAUUCGUCAUGUUUAUUGGAAUUCCAAUUCUUUUUAUUUUUUUUUUUUAUUUUAUUCUUUUUUUUUUUUUUUUUUUCAAAAAAUUUUCAGUACUUUUUUUUGCAUUUGUUUGCUGACAUUGUUGGAGUAUGAGCUUUUUUAACUUUGCACUGAAUGUGUUUUUUUUUCUCAGUGUGUAUGUGUGUAU